This is a messenger RNA of Physella acuta, 6530 nucleotides long. Its product is annotated as S phase cyclin A-associated protein in the endoplasmic reticulum. NCBI's taxonomy places the organism in Eukaryota, Metazoa, Mollusca, Gastropoda, Physidae. Gene Ontology annotation, molecular function: zinc ion binding; nucleic acid binding. The record is from RefSeq and is a predicted model, not a curated record.
AUAGCUAUUCUAGCCUAUAUCUCUCAGCUGUCUUGUUGAUUCCUGUAUUUAGAACUACACUAAUCUAUGUUCUAGUUUUUACCAUUGAUCAUCGUUCUGUGUAAUUUUGUCCGUAAUGUCAGGAACUAAAUGAACUAUUCUGAUGAGUUGGCAACGAAUGUGGUAGACAUUCAAGAUCUAGAUCUAGAUCUAUAUGCAUUCAUUUAAAUUUUUAGUACACAAUGAGUGAGUCCAGAAAAAGACGCGGCGCUGCUUGGAAUCCUAAGUCACGACAAGACAGAGAUCGUGAGAACCAGAACCAUCAGAAUGCUAAUCAUUCUUUCACCAACAGCAGCGGAGAAGCAAGUUAUCAUAAGACUCAAAAGCCAACACAUUCACGACUUAAAUCAAACCAUGGCCCAAGUCCGCAAGGUAAUUAUCAAAGAAUCGGUUUUGACCAGGUGCGUAAAAUUGUUCAGUCAGAAGGACGUACAGCUCGUAACUUGGUUCAGUAUAAUGUUCCUGUACUUGAACAGCAGACAGAACAACUAGGAAGUGGAGCUGCAAGUGGUAGCUCCCGUUCAUCUAGCCAACAAAAGAGAGAAGGGUCUUCAUCACGCUGUCACUCACAUCGCACCCCACCACCAGGAUCACGCUUUCGUCACAGGUCCUUAUCUGAUAUGGCAAAGUCACCUAGAUCUGAUGCUGGUUCAAAGAAAAAUGACCUCAGAGCCAGAUACUGGAAGUAUAUGUUUGAUAAUUUUCAAAGGGCAGUAGACUCCAUUUAUCAGACCUGUGAGCAAGAUGAGAGUGUGGUUGAGUGCAAGGAAGUAAUCAUGAUGCUUGAGCAAAGUACAAAAGAUUUUAAAGCACUGAUUGAAACAUUAAUAAUGAUGAAAGCAUAUGAGGAUUCAGCCAAGGAUGGGGACAGGCCACCAGCUGUUGCUUGGGAAGUUAGAAAAAUGUCUCCUAACAAACAUGCCCCUUCUUCACCAGCUCCAGCAGGACAACCACAAUCAGGCAACAGUUGGGCUGAUAAAGUGAGGGGAGUGAGGGCAAUCACUUUCUCAACUGGCGCAGAUGAGGCUGUGACCCUACAGAAGACACCUGUGAUGGAGGAGAGUGCUGCACCUGUAGUCAAGGCUUCAAGUUUACCUAAUCCAGUUGAAGACACCAUAGAUGAAGACGGCUGGGAAACAGUACAAAGAGGCAGGCUGAGAGCUAGACAAUCCCCUUGUCAAAAAUCAACAGAAAACUUAGCACCCAACAUCAAAAGUGCCAAAAGGAAUUUAAUGCGCUCCAUGAGCGUUCCAGACCAGGCUAACAUCAAAACCCCGAGGGAAAAGCCAGAAAAAUCUCACCAAAAAAAUUUACGCGCUGUAUCUGAAAGGCAUCUACCAGCAACUAGCUCAGGACCAACUCGUGAGAGAGCUUGCAGCAAAGACAGCGAGAAGGAGAACAUUCCAGCAUCGAACUUGAACAGCAUGGACUCCUCCAGCACAAAUAGCCCCACAGAGUCGUCCAGCACAGUCACAUACAGCAGCUCUGUAAAUCCUGCUAAAUCUAUGGCUCUUACUGAUGCUCUGUCAGCAGACAAAUCACUCAAGGAUUCCUUAGACUUAGAUAUAGAGAACGUUAGUAUUGACAUUGACCUGGUUCUUGAUGAAGAAUUUCAUUUGAGUAAUGAACUAGAAAAAGCACAAGAAUCAGCUUUGGCCUAUGCUGUCCUAGAGGAGGAAAACUGGCUAAAGGAGUUGGCAAGAGAGCAAAGUUCUCAAGUUGAGGAAGACUUAGAAGAAAACAGUGAUUUAGCGAAUACUAACAGUUCAAUGGAAUCUGCAACUGCUGUUAUUACUGACUGGGAUUCUUUAGUUGCUGUGCAUGAAGCUGAAAUGAAGCAGAGUAGUAUGUUGUCCUGGGGGGAGUUGGUUGAAGCAGAAGAGGCCAGGACUCCUGGACAUGGCGUCCAUAUGCAUGAGAAACUUUCAUCACCUUCUAGAAAAAGAUCACCAACUGAAUCUAGGCGACGUCAUGAAGAAAAACAAGCUAAAGCACAAGAACUUAGGGGAAAACUCAUGCAAGAAAAAGCAGAGCGCCUCAGGGAUUUAUCAAAGAAGGUAGAAGAGGUGAGAGCUUAUAAAGAGGAGUUGAUGAGGCAGAGUAAGACACUGUUGGAACACAAAUUACAGCGAGCUGAAGAGAAACGUCAGUUACAACUCAAGCUUAAGGCACGGAAAGCACAUGAGGAGGAAGCAAAGGCAAACGAGAUAGCUUUUAUCAACAGCCUUGAAGCACAGAACAAGCGGCAUGACAUCAUGUCAAAACAUCAGGAAUCUGAGGCUCGGCUACAUGAGUUGAUGGAAGAACGCAUGCGCAAGCUUGAAGAGAAACAAGCUAAAGAAGCAGCAGUAGAAGAGAGAAGAAAAGCUCUGGAAGCAGACAGGAAAGCACGGCUGUUAGAAAUGCAAGAGAAAAGAAAACUUCGUGAUGCUAGGAUAGAACAGCAACAAAUUGAAAAGGAGAAGGAAAGGUUGGAAGCUGUUCGCGCAAGAGGAAAAGAAAGAGAGGAAAGAAUAGCAGCUCUAAAUGCAAUGCAGGAAGCCCAUAAGCAAGUUUUACAAAAGAAGAUCCAACAAAAGCAAGACGAAACUACUCAACGACAUGAAGAACAUUUGCAACAGAUCAGAGGUCGGGCGUUUGAAAUGAGUGUCAUGAGACACUCAACAGAAGACCAUAAUGAUGCACCUAAAUUAACACCUUAUGACAGAAACAAGCUUUGCUCCAUUUGUAAUGUACUGAUUCCAUCUGAAGUUUACCUGCUAAGUCACUUAAGAGGCAAAAAGCACCAGCAAGCUCUGAAAGAUAAUAGCGGUGGAAAAGAAAUGACUAAACAAGAUAUUGAAACCUUUAAUCUGAAACACAUUGUUGAUGCACCUGACAACAGCAAUCAUCCAAAGAUCGUUACAGAAAAAGAAAGACAAAAAGCGCUGAAAAAACGAUGUAAAAAACUGCGACAAAGAAUGGUUACCAGAGGCCUUGAGUAUGAAAACUCCUUAGCAACUAAACUCCAGUCUGCUGAGUCAGAACAUAAAGCCAAGCUACACAAGGUUAUCAAAGAUAUCAACAAAUACCUGCAAUCUCAAGACUCCGGACCUUGGCCUCAGAAUAAAGUUUCUGCAUUAGACAGAGCCUUAGGAGAGAUUGGACGCAUUUUGGAAAAAAAAUGUGUCAAUGAUCAAGCCUGCUUCAAAACCCUUGGUGGCUUUAGCUCUUUGAGUAGAAUUUUGAUGACGAUAGAAAAUGCAACUUCUGCUCUACCUUGUGUUAUACCCUCUAAAUCCCUGACACACUCAACAGAUGUCUACAGACUGGCUUGUAAAAACAACUUUGACAACUGCCAUUAUUUGUUGUUUAGCAACAAGAUAGGAGCUCUUGUGGACCAUCUUAUUUACAGAUUAAAUACAAUGUUACCAGACGACUUUGGGAGACCCAGCAGUGUAGUGAGUGGCAGUGGGGCCAGCAGCAGCUCUGAGAACAGCACCACCGACACAAACAGCCUGCCCUUUGACCCUGUCUGCUCAGGCCUCAUGCAAGUGCUGAGCACUGUUCUCUCAUGUCUGGCCAAGAACAACCCUGCCAGUAACUGCAGUGAGGCUAGCUCUGAGCGCAUGAGUGGAACUGGAGAUGCAUUUACUAAUCGAGGAAAUGAUAUAAUCAGCUACAUCAUCAGUGUAGGUGUGAUAGACAAACUACGGACCUACUGCAGUGCUGUGCGGGGUCCUAUCGAUGGUGACAAGAACUCGGCUGACUUCCUGCUGCACGGUUUAGGGCUGCUCGUUGCUAUGACCAAGUUUAUGUCCAAAAGAAACGCGAGCAUCUUUGACAAGAAGCGACCGGAAGACCCGACCCAGCUGAUCUACACGUUUGAAGUGACAGAGCUGGUUGGCAUCGUCUCUCUGCUCUACGGCAUGCUGCUCCACUCUGGGGCGCCCAGCCGCAGCAUUGACAGCCUCCCGCGAGAGUUGGCGCCCCAGACGGUCAGCAUCAUCCUAGCCGGACUGCGCAUGCUCAACUACAUGGCCGUGCUGGACCUACAGAUGCUACAGAGCACCCUGGGAGAAGAGGGCCUGUCUCUGGAGUUCCGUCACAUCGCCAGCUACCUCAUCUGGUACUGCUCUCACGUCACAGCGGAGGAGCUGCUCCAUGAGGUGGUACUCUGUGUGGGAUACUUCUCUGUCCUUCACCCUGACAAUCAGGUGAUCAUCCAGUCCGGGCAGCCCCCAACUGUCCUACAGCAACUGUGUGCCCUGCCCUUCCAGUACUUCAGUGACCCACGGCUUGUAGCAGUGCUGUUGCCCACCCUGAUCUGCUGUUGUUUCAACAACAACAGCAACCGUGACAUCCUGGAACAAGAACUCAGCUGUGCCUUGUUGGCCAACUUUAUAGAGGAGAGACAGCUGGAGCUCCACCAGUCCAAGUUGAUGCCGUCCUCCGUCAAGAAAAGUAAGAACCAAGAUAACAAGGAAAUCCGUGACAGUGAGAACAGGAUGGCCUUCACCUUGAGGUUCCCUUAUGACAUGUGGGAAGCUGGACAAUCCUAUUUUAACCUGGCGUCUUGACCUCUGGUUCCCAAAGAUUUGACUCUCUCCACUCAUGGCAUUAAAGAAGUGGCGCCAUCACCUGUGAGAAAUGUAAAUGACAGGAGAACCUAAUGAGUGAUACGUUUGUGUUGAGAGAGAGCUAGCAAGAGAGUUGAGAGAGCUAGCAAGAGUUGAGAGAGCUAUUGAGAGUUAAGAGCUAGGGAGAGUUGAGUGGGAUGUGGUUGCUGAUAGUAUUGCCAGUGGUUUGGCCAACAAGUUGUGAUAAUUGUCCAUAGCAUUGUGUGGGUGACUGUGGUGAAGCCACACACUGGUUUGUGGGGGUAAAGAUGGAUCUGAAGAUGUGUGUCAGUGUCGAACUCGUCUACCUUUCUUUGAUGAACUUGCAUGGCACACACAUCACAUGACUAAACAGGCCUAUUUACAUUUUUUAACAUUUUUCUUAGUGAGAUAUUAUUUGACCAGCACAAAUCAUUGAUGACAGGAAAUCCAACAUACUUUCACAAUGUCUUAUGCCUUAUAUUUGAAUUUUAUAUACUUGAAUUGGUUGCUUCAGUUUUGUAAAUAACAAUUUUCCUGAUCCAAUUUUUUAAAAUUAUGUGUUUAUAUUUUUGAGCUGCUAAGCUUAAAUAGAUAGAGAGAAAACGGUUUUGUAAUUUGUGGGACAAUGUGGUUGAAUGGUAGAGUGCAGCUUCUUACCAGUAAGUCAAGAGUUCGAUUCCUUCUGUUUACCUUGUUGUAAGAGAUACCUGUUGGAAUCAGGGGAAGUAAGGGCUACUAGGUGUCAUGCUGACCACAGUCCAUACCUAUUUCAUAGAAGUUAAUGAACUUUAGGUCAGAAAAGGGUACUUUACUCGUUUUAACAUGUGAUUGAGAUUGGGUUUUUUUUUCCAAUACAUUCUUUCUCAAAAUUAUUCCAACCUAGUAGUAUUUUGUUUUUAAUGAUGUUGAACUUAUUUUUUUAAAGAACGUUUGUAAAAAUGUGAUUAGAUCAAACUGGCCAUUACAUCAAAAGAUUUACUUACCGGUUAGUAAGUUUUAUAAAAUGUAGAGCUGUUAGAGCUCUUUGAUUUGUUUAGUAACUCUUUGAUAGAACAGCAGGGAUGCUACCUUAACUCUUAAGUAGAGUAGGGGCAGUAGUGUUGAUCUGUAACCAUCAGGCUCCAAUAGGUCUAUCCAUCUUUGAGUUUGAGCAACUCAAGUCGGCUAAUUAUGAGUGGGAACCUCAGCUAAUCAAGCUCUGAUCAUUAGAGUUUGGUUUCCUAGAACUCAGUCCCAGCAUUUCUGUGAUACCUAACUUGUGUCAUCUCACCUGUCUGUUGCCAACAUUCAAAAAUAUUCUUUUUUUAUCAUUUAUACUUCGUUUGAUCAAAAACUUUUAAAGAAACUAUUUUUUUAUUAUUAUUUAAUUUACACUUAGAAAAAAUGCACCGUUGUAUUCUUUUAUACAGGUUUGAAUUUAUUUAUUUUUAACUUUUUGAGGUACAGUAUCAUCAUCAACAGUACCAUUUCAUUUAUGUGUUUUUAAAAUAUUUGUAUUUUUGUUUAUGAUAAAAUCACAUAAUCAUUUACACAUCAUAUCUUAAUUUAUAAAUAAGGUGUUUAUAUUAUUUUCAUACAUUUUUUUUUUGCUUGCCUCUAAUGGAACAUCCACAGAUUAUGACUUACCGUGGUGUAGAAUUAUAUUACUUAGUAAUACAUAAGUAAGCAACAAAGUUACAUCAUAACUUAACCAUCUGCCACCAAAGUUGUUUAAGGUCACUCAUACACCUUAUAUACACCUGUACAAGGUCAUUUGAUGAGGACUAAAGAAUACCUACAGUAUUUCACCAAAGCCAUAUUAAUUUAGUUUGUUUUAUUUCAAAAGGUGGAAAGAUGAUUUUACUUUUCCAUAUGCACGUGUGUUGUGGUAACUGAAUGAUUUUUUUUUUAUAAAACAAUAAAGUGACUUUU